This is a messenger RNA of Rhodamnia argentea, 3764 nucleotides long. RefSeq lists its product as uncharacterized. Lineage: Eukaryota; Viridiplantae; Streptophyta; Magnoliopsida; Myrtales; Myrtaceae. Gene Ontology annotation, biological process: SCF-dependent proteasomal ubiquitin-dependent protein catabolic process. Gene Ontology annotation, cellular component: SCF ubiquitin ligase complex. Bases 157 to 2676 code for a protein of 839 amino acids. The record is from RefSeq and is a predicted model, not a curated record. The transcript is spliced from 6 exons.
AGGGAAAAAAAAAAAGGAAAAAAACCUAAUUUCGCGUCGUUUUUUCAACUUCUUCUUCUUCUGCUUCGUCGUCGCUCAAUCCCACUCUCGCUCGCUCUCAGUCUCAAUCCCUCUCCCGCACCCGCUCCGCCGGAGCUUGCGCUCUCUUUCCCGCAAAUGGUCGUCCUCAGGUCCCGCGCCAUAGCUCCGGUGAUCGAGUCCCCGCCCAAGAGACACAAAGGAGAGGCCAGAAUCGAGCCGAUCACCCCCGCUCGCGCCCACGAGCCCGCCGUCCAGGAAUCCCCACAAUCCUCCGCUCCGGACCCGGACCCGAACCCGAACCCGAGCCAGGAUAGCGACGGGGUUCGCGCCUCCGCCGUCCGCCGUCGGAGCCUUCGCCUGGCGUCUGCCGAGGAGUCCACCGACAAGAUGGCGCUGUCGGGCGCUCGCAAGAGGAAAAGCCGUUCGAUUAGUGAUGAGAAAGUUAGGGUUUUAGAUUUGGACGAGGGGGAUGAGCGCGGGGAGAUGGGUUCCGCGAAGGAGCCGGUUAGAGACGCGCCGCACGCCAAACCACGCCGAGAAGGUAAUGUGGAUGACGACGAGGUAAAAGAGUUGAAUGUGGAUUUGGGUUUAGUGAAUUUUUCUGAGGGUGAUGGAUGUCGAGGGUUUAUGAGAUUGAGGUCGGGGAAGAGUUCUGCCAAGAGUGGAUUGGAAGUGAGAGGCGCGCUGGUCUCGGCCCGCGGCGAUGAGUCGGUGAAGGUAAGCGAAGGGGAGGCAGAUGGUAAAGUAGAACUAGCUGGCAGAGUAAGAGUUGAGGUGAAGCUUUUCGGUGUAGACCUAAGGCAGAUUGUAAAUGGUUCUGUUAGUGACAAAGAGAGAAAUAGUAUUGAGGAUAAAGGGAAGGGUUUAUCGGUUGACAACGAUGGUACGAGUCUAGUUUUGAAAAGUGAUUGUGAUGGAAUUGUUGAAGCGAGGAGAAGGGGAAAAUAUAGUGCUGCAGAAAAAGGGAAGGCCAAGUUAGUAGAGGAUGAUAACCUCUUACUAUCCAACGGCAGAGAUGUAGGUUCAAAUCAAGAUAAUGUUGUCUUGGAUGAUAGCACAUGCAAAACAGAUGAUAGGAGGAUUCAGGCUGAGACACAUCUGAAGAGGAUCACAGAAAAGCAAAAUGAAGCUUCAGCACUUCAUAUGAGGGAAAGGUUUAAGGAGAUAGCGAAGACAAAUGCAUCACGGUUUGCUCACUUCAACCCUGAAGAGAUGGAGGAGAGCAAUUCACCACCAGAGGUUGAGAGAAAUGUGGAAGUGGCAAUUGCAGAAGCACAGCAGGACCCUGAAGAUUGGCCGGGCCCAUUCGCUACUGCCAUGAAGAUCAUUAGGGAUCGUUCAUCCAAGCUGAGUGCAAAACAGACCCGCUCGUCUUCGGCGAAAUCCGAGUCUCCUGUCAUAAAAUGGGUUCCAAGAAAAGAUCAAGGUUGUGACCUCAUAAAGCCAGUGCCACCUUCGCUGCAAGAACUGUGCAUAAAAGUCCUUGCUGACAAUUUUGAUGCAAUUAGUUCACUUGAAGGUGUCCCAGACGUGCUGAGGCACAGGCUGUGUCAGUUGUUAUGUGAUUCCAGGAGAAUUAAUGCUCAUUUUUUUGACCUACUUAUCCAAGGAUGUCCGACAGAGUUAUGCAUAAGGGAUUGUUCAUGGCUGGCCGAGGAAGAGUUUGCUAAAUCUUUCAGUGAAUGUGAUACUAGUGACCUGACGGUUCUACAACUUAACCAGUGUGGGCGCUGUCUGGCAGACUACGCUAUAUCUUCUUCAUUAGCAAAAUCAGCGAAUAGCUUGACUGCCUUAUCUACUGUAUGCAUCACUGGUGCAUGCCGUCUUACUGAUGUUGGAUUAAGGACUCUUGUUUCUGCUGCACCGGCAAUUAGGUCCAUAAAUCUCAAUCAGUGCUCUCUUCUGACUUCUACCAGUGUCGAAACAUUAGCCAAUUCGCUGGGAUCAGUUUUAAAGGAAUUGUACAUAGAUGACUGCCAAAGCAUUGAUGCUAUGCUCACUCUACCAGCUUUGAAGAAGUUUGAACAUUUGGAAGUUUUGUCCGUAUCUGGCAUGCAGUCUGUCUGUGAUGAUUUUAUCAGAGAGUUUAUGUUUGCACAAGGACAUCAUAUGAAGGAGCUUGUUUUGGGAGAUUGCAAGAAUUUGACUGAUGCUUCCUUCAAGGUCAUUGCUGAAACAUGUCCCGGGUUACUUUCCCUCGACAUUAUGAACCUGAUCAAAUUGUCGGAUGCUGCAAUUGGACAUCUUGCAAAUGGUUGUCGAGGAAUUCGGAAACUUAUUCUCCGGCGUAACACUUUCAGUGAUGAAGCUGUUGCUGCUUUUCUGGAAACUUCUGGAGAACGGUUGGAAGAACUUUCACUCAAUAAUGUUAAGAAGGUUGGACACAACACAGCCACAUCACUUGCCAAGCGAGCUAGAGAUUUGCAGAUUUUGGAUCUGUCUUGGUGCCGAAAUUUGACAGACGAGGCCAUGGGCUUGAUAGUGGAUAGCUGCUCAUUGUUGAAGGAACUUAAAGUUUUCGGAUGCAGUCAGAUCACCGAUGCAUUUCUAGACAGUCAUGCAAAUCCCGAUGUACGUAUCAUUGGCUUGACACUAUCCCCAAUUUUAGAGCACCUCAAAAUUCAUGAGACUGUAGGUCCAUUGCGAUAUUCCUGAGCGGCUUCUUUCGGUUCUCUUUUUCAUAGAUUUGCCAAAAUCUAGAAACUAAGUUUUUGAACGAGGAUACAAGCUCCUUUUGUUUCUUUUGUAAUCACUGACAUUACCCCCUCAGCAUCCUUCCCUUAACCAAAACGCUGAUCAAUGGCCUUACUUUUUGGAAGCAGUAGCAUUUUUUGGAAUCUAUGCUUCUUAACCUUUGAAUAGAACCCUUGGUUAAACAUUGUGCCAGCGCUUGUGCUGACUCUAUCGACAGUGAAGAUUGUGAAGUAUCCCAAUUGGGCAUUAUCUCUUUUGCUAUGUCUGCAACUUCUACUUGCAAUGAGAAGAAGCCUUGUCUUGCAAUGACGGUUUUAUGAGAGCGAGUAUGCUUAUGCAAGCUUUGCUGCUUCCUAGAGUUUGGAAUCUGGCCUUGCAAGAAGUGCGAUUUCCCGAAAUCAUAUGAAAUGCUUAGGUGUGGACCUUAAAUGAUGUCAUGCGAUCUUGUCAGAAGUCGUGACAUUGUGUCUCUGUGUAAGCCCAAGAAGCUCGUUAUGUGGAGGAUUUGAUUCAAACUAAAUAAGGGCUGUAGUCGCUAAUGAAUAUAAAUUGGAGUUUAGGGCCCCAUUACUUGCAGAUGUUGGACAUAAUAUUCUUGGUCCGCAUGAAUCUGUUAAACGUCGCAACGUGAUCUUUGCGAUAUCGUCCAAUUACUGGCGAUGUAAUGUACUCCUGUUUGCUGGUGCUUUCAUCGCCUGGAGCUGAUGAGCAGCCGUUGAGGAAUGUGCUACAUCCCGAAAUGUCUUCUUGAAUGCAAUGAAGUGGCUUACUUUGCAUGCAUACAUGACUCGCUCCGCUGACAAGCACCGUCGCAACCGAUUGUUGCUUCAAAUCAAAUCAAACAGAUAUGUGUUGAUAAAAGAAUACCUAGGCACAAAUGCGAUGUGCCUCGCCGCAGGUUUUCUGCUCAAAUUCAAUCAGUUCGAGUCCUCUCUAGAGCAAAUGGACUCAAAUGACCUUACAGGAGCUCGAGAUUGCUUCUAGCUAAGUGUCUUUCUUUGCUGUGGAUGACGCUCCUGAUUAUUGAGGACGAUUUGGCUUGUCGCCGC